Dentiscutata erythropus is the source of this 1401-nucleotide messenger RNA. Lineage: Eukaryota; Fungi; Glomeromycota; Glomeromycetes; Diversisporales; Gigasporaceae. The record is from the annotation of a GenBank genome assembly.
AUGAGUGGUGUUGGAUACAUCGGAUCCAAGAUCAGUCUCAUAUCAAGAUCUGAUAUACGUUACGUAGGCAUACUUCACAGUAUCAAUUCAGCUGACUCAACUGUAGCUCUUGAGCAAGUUCGUUCUUAUGGAACGGAAGGUCGCCGAGGCAAUCCUGCUGAGGAAAUUCCUCCGUCUGACAAUGUUUUUGAAUACAUAGUAUUCCGGGGUUCUGACGUGAAGGAUCUGCACGUUUGUGAAGCCCCAGCUCAACAGCAGUCAAUGCCACCUCAAGUCCCUAAUGAUCCUGCUAUUCUUGGGACUACCGCUCCACGACCUCCAAAUUUUCAAGGCUUUGCCCCUCCUCCGCCAUUAGGUGUUCAACCUCCUCCUAACUUUCCUGGUGCUUCUCUGAAUCCUUUCUACCUUCAGCAAGUAGCCUCUUUUCAGCAGCAGCAACAGUUUUGGCAGCAGCCACAAGUUCCACAGCCACAACAGCUUAAUAAUAUUACCGAAAGUCUCGCGAAAGAAGCCGAACAACCAAAGUCACAACAACAGAAAGAGCAUGGUACACCGGACAAGGUAGAAGACCAUAAAACGGAGAAGAAGGCCUCUGUGCCCAAAAAUUUCGUCAAGACGGGAAGUAGUUCCCGAUCAUCGGCACAAACUGCAAACUCUAGAAAUGAAAGUGCAUUAGAAGCGCCAUCAACGGCCAUGGCCGUGGAGAACCUGGCCAAAAAAGUCAGCGAAUUAAGUAUUACCGUAAAAGAAGUAAAUGGUGAAAGGCAGGUUAUGGGCAACAAUCGUUCUUUUCCAAGUAAUAACCGACUUCCUGGAAUGGGGGGCCAUCUUGUACAACCAGCUCGUAGAGGUCGUGGCAAUAGAAGAAACUAUAACCAAAGUUAUGAUCGUAAUAGAAUUCCUGUUCCACAAUCAGAUUUUGAUUUUGAAUCGUCAAAUGCCAAGUUCAAUAAAGAUGAACUUGUCAAAGAGGUUGUUAAAAAAAUUAUUCCUAACCAUGAUCUUAAAGAAGAAAAUUGCGCUGAUGGUAUUGAACUUGGUCCAGAGGAAGAGGAAGAUGAUGUUGUGAUACCACCUGCUGAGUCUUAUUAUGAUAAGGCCAAAUCUUUCUUCGACAACAUUUCUUGUGAAACAAAGGAACGAAUGGAACAACAAGGGCCCGAUGGCCGAGGACUGUCUGUGGCUGAACGAAGGCAGAAACAAUCUGAAGAAAGACGUCUGAAUCUUGAAACAUUUGGGCAAGUUUCGAUUGAUGGUGGAAGAUAUCGCGGUGGUUAUCGCAGUCGUGGUUAUAGAGGAGGCAGAGGUGGAUAUCGUGGUGGCCGUGGAAUCCGCGGAGGAUACUCUAACAAUUAUCGGGGGAAUAACUUUAGACAACAUAUUCAACAACAGCAAUCAUAA